Molecule: messenger RNA, 660 nt
Organism: Hydatigera taeniaeformis
Lineage: Eukaryota; Metazoa; Platyhelminthes; Cestoda; Cyclophyllidea; Taeniidae
Source: the annotation of a GenBank genome assembly
AUGCAACAGGACGACGAGGUCGAGAGUAGAGGCAGAGCCCGAGCCAAGAGACGAUUUUCUUUGAUUCUCCAAGACCUCGAAUACCAGCUAAUGUUCCUCAGUGCUUCAGUUGCUGAGCCUCCACGCACUCAAACGCCGAACCAGGAGGAGGCUUUCACGAGGAUAGACACCACCAAGCACUGGGCCAUUCGAUCGCCUCUUGAUGAAUACCGUGAGGAACCACAAGAAAGCAGAUUAGUAACAGUUUUCUUUAAUUCAACGUUAAGGUGCUUUGAAUGUGAUGAGGAACUUGACAGUCAGUGCCAAAUCUACAGAGGUAAAGCCCUCUGUUCCCAGUGCUUCCUAACCACUCCUGAGAUCGCCGUUUGUUGCGCAUGUCAUCACACAAUCGAGGAUCGCGUAGUGCUUGCUUUGGGUAAAGUCUGGCAUCCGCACCACCUCAAGUGCAGCAAGUGUGAGGAGAUUCUGAGCGGCGGAGGUCACUUUUACGAGCGCGAUGGGGAGCCCCUGUGUUUUCAUCACUUUCGUGGUCUCACCCAGGAGGUAUGCCACAAGUGCCACAACCUUCUCCCCGAGUGUCUGGUUGAAUUCACUAACAAGCUAUACUGCCUUAAGCACUUCACUUGUGAGUUUUGCGACAAACUACUGCAGCCUGGGUAA